This is a messenger RNA of Panonychus citri (citrus red mite), 1297 nucleotides long. Its product is annotated as polyisoprenoid diphosphate/phosphate phosphohydrolase PLPP6-like. Lineage: Eukaryota; Metazoa; Arthropoda; Arachnida; Trombidiformes; Tetranychidae. The record is from RefSeq and is a predicted model, not a curated record. The transcript is spliced from 3 exons. The coding region runs from base 285 to 905 and encodes 206 amino acids. Gene Ontology annotation, molecular function: sphingosine-1-phosphate phosphatase activity.
CUCAUUUUCGCUUCACUUUGGUUACAUCAUUAGUUGAGAUAAUUGUUGUUUCUCCUGAUCAUUUUAUCACUUUAAUUGCCAAACAGGUAAAAUCUAUUAUGGUUAACAAUUAGCUAAUUAAAGAGGUUAAUUGUUUAUCAAUUAACUACAAAUUGUAUAGUCUUUGGUUACAUGUUGCAAAAAGGACAACCGGACAUCCUCAUCCUGUGUAAUCUUAACCUGAAAUUUUGUCUCUCACUGAUUGUGAUCAAUUCAAUACAGGAAAAUCAUCAAAGUCCAGAGUCAUGUCCAGUUUCAAGGAGAAAGUGAAAGAUCUUGACAUAUCUUUAAGCUACAAGAUAUUCAAGAAUUAUCCUAAAGGUGCUAAGUACCGACGAUUAUUAUCUGUCCUCGAAUGGUCCUGCCAUGGAAUCCCCUGGUUCAUUGGUGUAAUCAUUGCCAUCUACAUUUGGCCUGAGAGUAAACUGUUGGCACAAUUGUUGGCCGGUUUGUUGCUCGACGUGAUCGUCGUUGCGCUUGUCAAAGCUUUAGCACGUCGACGAAGACCAACUUAUGCCAAUCAAGAUGAUCAGUUGAUCGUUGCAUCGAUUGAUAAACAUUCUAUGCCCUCUGGUCAUGCAUCUCGAGCGGUUUAUAUUGCCCUUUUAUUCAACACCGGAUCAUUUUGGUCGCAAUGUAUCUGGGCCUGGGCUGGAAUCGUCGGUCUAUCCCGAAUCUUCAUGGGUCGACAUCAUAUACUUGACGUUGCGGCGGGUUUUGUGUUCGCUUUCACCAUUUACACUUUACAAUUUUGCUUCGGGGGAUUUUUGAAUAAACUAAUCAUUUGGAUUCUUCUUCAUCAAUUUAGUAACACCAAUGAUUUAACUGAAGGUGAAAACAUUGUCGUCGUGUCUUCAGAUGAUUAAUCAAUCACUUCUGUCAUCAUCGUCUAUUGUUUAAUCAACUUAGAUCCUAAUUAACUUGAUGAUUCUCAACGAAUAUUGUUACAAUUUAACAAUUAAGAUCUCUCCUUGUUCAUUUCCUCAACUAAUUGUUAACUCAUUUUGUGCCUUAACCCAAAAUUUAGAGUACAAACAAUUAACUCUAUGAAAGAAAAUAUUGUUUUUUUUUCGUUUCCUAAUUGAUCCAAUCAUCUAUUCAAUUCUUAAUUAUUAAUUGAUUACAAAUCCUUUUGAUUAUAUUUUAACCCAAUCAAUUGACAAGAUGAAAUUAUUGUUUUCACUAAUUAGUUGAUAACAUUAUGUAAUAUUAAACGAGAAAAUAAAUAAAAUCAACUUUACGUUGAUGAUUAAUGAAA